AUGAGAGCCCUCGGUAUCGCGGUGAUCCUUGGCGCCGCCUACACUCGCAGUGCUUCGGUCAUGCAUACGGUCGAGUGGAACACAUCGGCGCUGAGCGGUCUCUGUGCCUACGAUCGUCUGCAGGUCCAGGCAUCCUGGUCCAUAGCGUCCGCGUACGAGCCCACGGAGACGGCCUUCAUCGGGCUCAUGCACGCGGCAACCGGUGAACUCAUCCGUGGCUCGGACGUCCAGCUGCAUGCUAAGCACACCAGCGAAAAUACCAAGAAGGGCAGUCCGCCUGGGCUUCGCUGCGAGGCCGACCCGGUCGUGUGCCAACCCGACGUGACGACGCUCGUUGUCCCAAACCGGCCUGACGGAGUGCUUCAAGUCGGCGACGAGCUCGAUCUCUCGUUCAGCGACGACACGAACGAGCCUUUCGUGGCAACCAAGGCCGAUCUCGAAGCGAUCUUGGACUUCCCAAAUGACUUUGGUCCCGCCGUCGCCGGGACCUGGGUCACGCCGCGGCUGCUACGCAUCGAGAUUCUGGUCGCACCGGUCGACGACGUCUGGAUUCGCGACAUUCAGCGCUCUCCCAGCGUCAAAGCCUUUCCGAUCGCGUACGACGCAAUGGAAGUCUGGGCGUAUAGCAGCGUACCCGUGACCUUUCGUGUCGGGGUCGCGGGCGACUACCGCUUUGUGCUGCGGCUCGGCGACCACCCGCUGCUCCAGCACGCGUCGAAUGUCGUUUCUGUCGACGACAAAGCGCCUUGCGAGACGGACAAGGUUCUGCACUCUCUCGUCCUCGACUCGGCGACGACGGUUCGCAAGUCGUCGUACGCCAUCCCUGGCAUCCUCGCGCUCGACGGCAACCACUCGGCGACGAUCCCGCACACGUCGAUUCCGACGUCGAGCACUGGCUCGUGGUCGAUACUGAUGUGGGUGUACUUGACCCAACGUGCCACCGACUCGCACCAAACGCUUCUGUACAAGGGCUCUGGCAGUGACGACCACCGGACGCCGUCCAUGUGGUUGAACCCGCACGACCAGACGCUCAUGCUCAGCGUGAGCUCGCGCGACGACAUGUUUGCAUCGAUCUCGAGCGCAUCCGCGCUGCCGAUUGGCCAAUGGGUGCUUCUCGGCGUCGCACUGGCCAACCGUAGUGCCGACAGCUUUGACGUGACGCUCACCAUCAACGGCCGCGUCGACGCACGUAUACACGCCAGCAACGCGACACUGCUCCCGAAUGCCGGCAACCUGUACGUCGGCGGAUGUCCGUGGGUCCGCGGCAUCCAAGGCUUUGUCAGUGAUGUCCGCCUCUAUGCCGAUGCCAUGCCCGAGACGGACGUCGGGCGACUCUUCUCGUCCGAGCAAGCGGUGUACUUUGGGCGCGGCCGUCCCGCGCAGCUCCGACAGCUCACCACAGACACGUUAGUGUCGUCGACGAUGACAGGCACCGAGCUCGUGGGAACCUCGACUGAUGCAUUCGACACGGAUGCCCUUCUCGACACGGCCACGUCGUAUCUCUUUGGUCAACGGUAUGACGGUGCAGAGUACAUUGCAGCUGCACAAGAUACAGAAACUGCCACCGAGUUGCUGCACUCAGCGUUGCAGCGCGGCGACUGGCGGGCCGCGCGGUUCUUGGGACUUGUUGCCUCGACGUCGCGCCCAGGUACCUCCUACGACGCCCUUUCUGCGUGCUAA
This is a messenger RNA of Saprolegnia parasitica CBS 223.65, 1680 nucleotides long. RefSeq lists its product as hypothetical. Lineage: Eukaryota; Oomycota; Saprolegniomycetes; Saprolegniales; Saprolegniaceae. The record is from RefSeq and is a predicted model, not a curated record. The transcript has a single exon. The coding region runs from base 1 to 1680 and encodes 559 amino acids.